Brugia malayi is the source of this 2418-nucleotide messenger RNA. RefSeq lists its product as uncharacterized. Gene Ontology annotation, biological process: mitochondrial protein processing; protein-containing complex assembly. The transcript has 19 exons. The coding region runs from base 1 to 2418 and encodes 805 amino acids. NCBI's taxonomy places the organism in Eukaryota, Metazoa, Nematoda, Chromadorea, Rhabditida, Onchocercidae. Gene Ontology annotation, molecular function: ATP-dependent peptidase activity; zinc ion binding; metalloendopeptidase activity. The record is from RefSeq and is a predicted model, not a curated record. Gene Ontology annotation, cellular component: membrane; m-AAA complex.
AUGAUACGUUUGGAACGUCGCCUCAUCGAUACAUUAAAUCGAUUACGAUGUAAAGUCCAUGAAAGAGGAUGCGCGCAGUUCAAAACAUCACUGACUAACACUCCAUUUCAGAAGAGUACUAUAAUUUCGGGAAUUUCGGUUUUUUCGUUGCUGGAAAGUGGGUCUCAAGCAUGGGAGUGGAAUGUGCUUUUGAAGUCAUUACAAUAUGUUUGCUUUGCAAGAAAAAAACUCAUCGACGAUUUAUUAGACCAGUUCGAGAAAAAUCUGAAAACAGCAAGAAAAAUUACUAAGGAAAUAAACGAUAAACAGGCCAGUGAAUCUUCUCGUAAAAGUAACAACGAUGAUCAACCCUCUGAAAAUCCAAACCGGGGCAAACGUCCUUCCAGCUUUCCGGAUAUACCAAUGCCUCCAUUAUCAGCUGUUUUAGCAGCCAUAGCAGCAUUUGUUGCCCUUUUCUUGGUGGCAAACAAAGGUAAAGAAAUAUCUUGGAAGGAAUUUUACACAGAGUAUUUGGAGAAAGGCAUUAUUGACCGACUAAUUGUGCACAGAACGUGGGUUGAAGUAAGAGUACGGGAAGAUGCAAGUGUUGGUGUCACUCCAUAUUUUUAUAUUGGCAGUGUGGAUACGUUUGAACGAUCCCUGGCAACCGCGCAGCAGCAUCUUGGAAUUAAUCCAGAAAAUCAAGUCACUGUUAUCUAUAAUCCGGUCGACACAGCAUCAUUGAUAAGCAGUUUAAUUCCUGUGGCCAUAUUGUUCUUGCUAGCAUGGCCUAUCAUCAGAAUGUUCUUUAGCUCAAGGCGAUCAUCAGGCAAGGACAUUGCAGGCGGUCGUGGUGGAACGAAUCCUUUUAGUGGUGGUGGUCCGUUCAAUAUGUUUGGUUUUGGACAAAGUACAGCAAGACUGAUCAAUAAAAAUGAUAUCGAUGUAAAGUUCAGUGAUGUUGCUGGUUGUGAAGAAGCGAAAAUAGAAAUAAUGGAGUUCGUUAAUUUUUUGAAAAAUCCAGAGCAAUAUAAGAAACUUGGUGCUAAAAUACCGAAGGGUGCAAUUCUAACUGGUCCACCAGGCACCGGUAAAACGCUAUUGGCUAAAGCGACUGCUGGCGAAGCAAAUGUGCCAUUUAUAACAGUUAGUGGUUCAGAAUUUCUGGAAAUGUUUGUGGGCGUUGGUCCAGCGCGUGUUAGAGAUAUGUUCUCCAUGGCUCGCAAAAAUGCACCCUGCAUAUUAUUUAUUGAUGAAAUAGAUGCUGUUGGAAGGAAGCGAGGUGAAGGUCGAUUUGGCGGUCAUUCAGAGCAGGAAAAUACUCUCAAUCAACUCCUAGUUGAAAUGGAUGGUUUCUCGACUGAGGAAUCAUCGGUUAUUGUAAUCGCAGCUACAAAUCGUCCUGAUAUUUUGGAUGCAGCUCUACUUAGGCCUGGUCGAUUUGAUCGCCAGAUCUACAUCCCUGUACCUGAUAUCAAAGGAAGGGCUUCAAUAUUUCGUGUUCAUUUGGCGAAAUUGAAGACAACUUUGGAUAAAGUGGAGCUUUCAAGAAAGUUAGCUGCUUUAACUCCCGGAUUUUCAGGAGCGGAUGUUGCAAAUGUCUGUAAUGAAGCAGCAUUAGUAGCAGCACGUGAUGCAGGAAAUGAAAUUAUCUUUAAAAAUUUCGAGCAGGCGAUCGAAAGAGUCGUUGCUGGUAUGGAGAAGAAAAGUCAGGUUUUGCAGCCGGAGGAAAAAAAGGUAGUUGCAUUUCAUGAAGCAGGGCAUGCGAUCACUGGUUGGUUUUUAAAACAUGCCGAUCCACUACUAAAAGUUUCAAUAAUACCACGUGGUAAAGGAUUAGGAUAUGCGCAGUAUCUACCGAGGGAGCAGUAUCUUUAUUCCACUGAACAACUUUUGGACCGAAUGUGUAUGAUGUUAGGAGGGCGUGUUUCGGAAGAAAUCUUUUUCGGACGUGUUACAACUGGUGCACAAGAUGAUUUGCAGAAGAUUACUGAGAUGGCCUACUCCCAGAUUGUGAAGUUCGGUAUGAGCAAGAAAGUCGGUCCGUUGUCGUUUACAGAGGGUUCAAAUUUUCAAAAACCAUAUUCUGAAACCACUGCGGAACUCAUUGAUCAAGAAGUGCGUAAUCUUGUCGACACAGCUUAUAAAAGAACCCACGAAUUGCUGGAAUCUAAAAAACCGCAAAUUGAAACUGUGGCAGAAAGAUUACUUCAAAACGAAAUUAUAUCUAGAGAAGAUUUAAUUGAGUUGCUAGGACCGCGUCCGUUUGCCGAAAAGCAAACAUACGAGGAGUUUGUUGCUGGUACUGGUGGCCUGGAUGAAGAUAUCACAUUGCCGAAGGGUUUAGAAUCAUGGAAUAAAUCAGUGAAUUUGGAAGACAAUUCCGAAACUAAAGCAAAAGCAACAAAUGGCACGGAUAAAGCAAAUAAAGAGCGGUAG